UACACCAACUUUAUAUAAACUCUUAUCCAAACUCUUCAACAUACAGGAACAGAGAACAAGCAAACACAUUAGCAUUUCGAAGAGGGAAAAAAAGCGAAGUGAUAAAAAUGAAACCAGUAGCCGAUAAAAAGGAAGAAAAGAAAGCCCCCGUGGUGAUCCGAGCAGUUAGCCGCGACGAAGAAGGUGGAAAGAAAGUUAAGAAGACGGAAGUGCCCUCUCGGAACAUUGCCACCAUUAUGUACGUAGAGAGGAUGUUGGAGGACAAAGGGUUGCAAAGGAUGGAUCGACACCCGACUAAUGGGAUUGGGAUUGGUAGGCUACCUCCAAAAUCAGGUCAUGGCGGGAAGUACACGUGCGAAGGACCUGAUGACGUGGCGGAGAACGUGCUGACGCCGGUGCCUGCGGCUAUUGAUGAGAAGGAUCCUAACUAUGUGGAUGAGGAGGAAGAAGAGAGGAUUUUGAGGGGUGAAAAGAGCGACGUGGCUGGGCUUGUGGUUGGUGAAGUAGAAGUGGUUAAGACUGCUGAGGACCGAGAAGGGGUUGCUAGAGUUGAGGUUGAUCCUCACUUGAAGGUUAAUUAAUUCAUAUGUUGCUUUUCUUAUGAGCUUUUUUG
This is a messenger RNA of Durio zibethinus, 613 nucleotides long. RefSeq lists its product as uncharacterized. Lineage: Eukaryota; Viridiplantae; Streptophyta; Magnoliopsida; Malvales; Malvaceae. The record is from RefSeq and is a predicted model, not a curated record.